AUGACGCAGAUCUGCUCCACAUGCAAGAGGCGUGAACCAGGAGUAAUUAGGACGCUCCAAAACUUGCUACAGGAUAUUUAUUCUGGCAACGUUCACAAAAAUGUUGACUUUUACCAUGUUUACAUGAGGAAUAACUCUAAUGGGGAUGAACGACUUGGUAAGGAUCCAGAACGACUUGGUAAGUGUCCAGAACGACUUGUUAAAUGUCCAGAACGACUUGUUAAGUGUCCAAAACGACUUGGUAAGGAUCCAGAACAACUUGGUAAAGAUCCAGAACAACUUGGUAAAGAUCCAGAACAACUUGGUAAGGCCCCAGAACGUCUUAAACUGCAUCUUGGAAUUAAUCUGCCUCUUAUCUCUCCUCCCAGCCACCUGGCCGACAACAACCUGAGCGUAUCGCUGCAGGAACCUAUACGACACUACGAUCAAAUUAUUUAUCUAGACCUGUCAAGGAAUCAUAUCCAGCACCUAGGAAACGGUACCUUCAAAUACCUUCUGCGGCUCCUUAUCCUGAUGCUGAGUGAUAAUAACCUAACAUCGCUGUCUGAGGGGACCUUCCAGGGCCUCCAUAACCUUCGUACUCUGAACCUCAACGGCAACAAGAUUGCUUUCAUCAGUCCCGUCGCCUUCUACGGCCUGAGCGCCCUUCCUACACUAGACUUGAGUCACCAACGUCUGUCCGUCAUAUCUGCGAGAGCCUUCGCAGGGUUACGGAACCUCACUACGUUGAAUCUCUCGCACAACAUGCUGACCGUGCUGGACGAUGCUGUCUUCACCGGACUCAGGAACCUCAAGAAAUUAGAUCUAACCCACAAUGCCAUUGAGACCUUCAGUGACGAGCUGUUUCAUCACAUACCCAGACUUCACCAUUUAGAGACGGACGAGUGGCGUCUGUGUUGUCUCGCCCGCCAUGUGGAUAAGUGCCUGCCGGUAGCCGACGAGUUCUCCUCGUGCGAGGACCUCAUGUCUAACCUGGUGCUGAGGGUGUGCAUCUGGAUCCUCGGCUUCAUAGCGCUGCUCGGCAACUCCUUCGUCAUCAUCUGGAGGAGCGUGUACUCCAGCGGUAAUAAGAUGCACUCGUUCCUCAUCGUGAACUUGGGUGUAGGCGACUUCCUGAUGGGAGUCUACCUGGUGAUCGUAGCGGCAGUAGACCUCCAGUACCGCGGGGUCUACGCUGCCUACGAGCUCUCCUGGAGGACCUCUUCACUCUGCCAGUUGGCUGGAUUCAUUAGCACCUUUUCCUCCGAGCUCUCCGUCUUCACUCUCACAGUCAUCACCGUGGACCGCCUGAUCGUCAUCAAGUUCCCCUUCGGCGUGAGGAGGAAGGAAGGCAGUGUGACCCGGAUGGUGAUGGCAGGGGUGUGGGUGCUGGUGGGGCUCCUGGCUGCCCUCCCACUCACCCGCCUCCAGUACUUCCAUAACUUCUACGGUCGCUCGGGCGUGUGUCUGGCGCUGCACAUCACCAACGAGAAGCCCAGCGGCUGGGAGUACGCUGUCUUCAUUUUCUUAGUUCUGAACUUGCUGUCGUUCGGAGUGAUCGCCGUGAGUUACGUGCUGAUGUACGUGGCUGCCCGGGACACGCACUCUGCGGCACGGGCGGAUACAAAUGUCCGUGGCGGGGACGGUGGAAUGGCCAAGAGGAUGUCCCUGAUUGUGGCCACGGACGCCGCCUGCUGGCUUCCCAUCAUCUUCCUGGGCAUCGCCUCUCUCUGUGGCGUCACCAUCCCUCCCAGGGUGUUCUCCUGGAUAGCGGUGUUUGUGCUGCCGCUGAACGCCGCCAUCAACCCCGUGCUCUACACGCUGUCCACCGCCCCCGUCAGGAAGAGACUGGUGUCCCUCCGACAGAGUGUCGCCAGCAAACACUCGAGGUCAGCGUCGGCAGUGUCAGGUGGCCGCCAGCCGUCGACGUACAAGACCCGCAUAUCGACGGAAGUGACGGACCUGGCCCAUCCCGGUGAUCCAGACGGACGAGUCACACCCAAGUCGUCCGUGUGUGUGUACGCCGCCGCCGCUACCAACCGUCGCUCUUCAGAGGUCCUUCACUACGUCCACCGGUCUCCUGAAGGGACCAAGGACAAGGCCAACAACGACCCUGGUGCCGCGGUGCCGUCGUCUCUCAAUGGAGGUAACGGAAUUCACGUGCUUCUGUGCCAGCAGGAGUCUUCGUCCUCAGAGGCGUUUCAGGAUGAUAAGGACCCCGGAGCGAGGGAACUGGUGCCUCUGGAGGAACUCACUGCUGUCCUUCCCGGCACCAAGAAAUCUUCGAUUAGAAAGCUGAAUCGUAGAAGGAAUCUCUCUGACAACCGCUACGAUUAGCAAAUUCACAAACUAACGGAAUGUCGUCAAAUUCACACUCACUUCAGUUUUCAAUAUCAAACAUUCAUCUAUGUGUAUGUACGUGUCCGUAUUUAAUAAUGUACAUUACGUAUGUGUUUCUGUUGCACUCAUAAUUCCCAAAGAGCAAACUGAGAAAGUGUUUACGUGUUGAUAUAUAUCAACACAACAGCGUGCAUUCAUAAGUGAAAGAACAAAGCAUCACAAGAAACUAUAGAUAACAUGAUUUUUCUGUACCAGUGUUUACAUCAGGCGUGAAGGAUUGUUAUGUAGGAUAUAUAAAUCAAUGAAAGAGUAAAGAAAUCUAACGCUCCAAGAGGAGAUAGAAUUCAACACAAAAUCGUCAAUGAACUUACUAGUCGGUGAACUGUUAACCACUGAAUCUGCUGUUCAUAACAUACCUCUAAACCCAGGAAAGUCUCCCAUUCACUGCAUUUUCUUAAAAUAUUGUGUUAAGCAAUAUGUGGUGUUAAGUGUGUGUGUCUUCUUUGUCUUCGAUUGUGAUACGUGACCAUUUAAUAAUUGUCGUCUCGCAAGAUCAUUCCUGGGGAGUUGUAUCAUUUUCUUCCAGUCAAUUCCCGUAUCACAUAAAUUCCUUUAAGUAGUGGUACAAAAUUACUAUUUGCAAAUCUCGACGUAUGAUCCGAACCUGCUAUAAUAUCUAACACUGUUUGUGUAAGUGGCAUACGAUCCCAAACUACACCUUUUACCUGGAGUUUACCUGGAGAGGGUUUCUGGGAGUUCUUCUACUCCUUGAAUUGUCAUAUGAUUCCAACUUGUAUCUAUAAUAGUCAAAAUAUCUCAACCUACAUCUAUAAUUGUCAUUAAAUCCCAACCUAUAUCUAUAAUUGUUAUAUGAGUCCAAAAUGUUGUCAUUUCCCCAUGAUUACACGACACCGUCGCCAAAAGAUUCCAAUAUUUACACCACAAAAUCACUACCUCUUGCCGUGUCAUGUAAUCACUACUGACAGUCACGUUUAUAGUCAUGUCAAACGAUCACUGCCUGGCUAGUCAUGUCAUAAGACCAUAGGCUACAGUCAUGUCCUAUAAUCUGAAGGUGAUCUCAACCUUCAGAUCUUUAGCGUCAAUCUUACCUGCCAUCAUACAAUAUAUUCAUUUCAGAUAUCGCUCACGAUAGCUGGUGACAGUAAUAUUAUCUUGCACAUAAUUGCAUAUACAACACAUUUAUACACAUUAUGUUGCAUUGCCUUCUUUACUGUUAAUGUAUAUAGCGUAAAUGAAGACGAUGAAGAUAUUAUUUCACGUGAGAACAAUGUAGGUUUUCUUCUUCAAUGAGGAACAUAACUGCUCUAUUAUCGAAUGAGAAUUAUGAAGCUUGUUUCCAUCUUGAAUGAGAACACUGUGAUAGCUCUCAUUCAACCCACUAAUUUGAAAAAAAAAUAAUUGACGACGUUUCGAUCAAGUGGUGUAAUAAGGAUAAAGAACGGACCGAGAUGUCAUCAGAUAUUUUAUUAAUAAAUUGCUACCGGCAAAAUUUUUAUGUUCUUGAAUGAGAACGCUGCAGAGGAUUUAGUUACGAACGAGAAUGCUGAAGCUGUCUUCAAAUUGAAUCAGAAUACUGAAGCUGUCUUCAAAUUGAGUCAGAAUACUGGCAGUUGUCUUAUUCUUAAGAGAACAUCGAAGAGGCAUUAAUCUAUAAUGAGAACAAUCUGUUUAUCUAAUUCUUCGAAUAAGAACAAUGAAUAUGUCGUUGAAUGAGAAAUAGGAAAAUGUCCUCAUUCAAAAUGAGACUAAUGAAUAGCACCACAGUGAUGACAUUCGACACAAAAUUUCACGUACAAUAUUAAUUUUAAAUAUUGUAACCUAAUUUGCAAAAAAAAAAGUUAUGUUGAAAACCAUAUGGAUUAAAAUACUAUAUACAUUCUAUUAUUAAUAGUAUACAUUUUAUAUUAAAAUAGUAUACAUUCCAGGCCUGUGAAUUAUUAUAACACAAAUAUAACUAUAACACUACACAUGUCCUUCUGUUUGAACGUUUAACUGAAGGAUCUAUAGCGAAGUUGUGAGGGUUAUCUUGAGAUGAUCUCGUGGCUUAGCGUCCCCGUGGCCCGGUCCUUGACUAGGUCUCCUCUUUGUUACACAU
This is a messenger RNA of Procambarus clarkii (red swamp crayfish), 4435 nucleotides long. The record is from RefSeq and is a predicted model, not a curated record. Lineage: Eukaryota; Metazoa; Arthropoda; Malacostraca; Decapoda; Cambaridae.